CACCAACGCCACCAGUCGUGGACACCGCCAACACCAACACCACCCGUCAUUACACCACCAACACCAACGCCACCAGUCGUGACACCGCCAACACCAACACCACCCGUAGUAACACCACCAACACCAACUCCUCCUACGCCUAUUCCAGAGACCUGCCCAAUCGACACGCUGAAGCUAGGCGCUUGUGUGGACGUUCUUGGAGGUUUGAUUCACAUCGGGCUUGGGAAAAGCCGCGCCAAGGAAGAGUGUUGUCCGGUUUUGGGAGGUUUACUUGACCUAGACGCAGCCGUUUGUCUAUGUACCACCAUUAAGCUCAAACUUCUCAACAUCGACCUUAUUCUCCCCAUUGCUCUUGAGCUUCUUCUCGACUGUGGAAAAACUCCACCACCUGGCUUCAAAUGUCCUGCUUAAUCAAUGUAGAACGUUGAGAGUCUCUGGACGACUCCAAAGGUUUCGUUUCUUCAAGAAUCUGUUAGCUCAUGAUCUCUUUGGUAAUGGGAGGUUGAUUUGCGUGUGUGCGACCUUUAGUUACAUGUUUCAUUUGAUACAAUAAAAGGCGUUGUAAUUUGGGUUUGAGAUCUCAUUUUCUUUGGGUUUUUUUUUUUAUGUUAUGUUGUACUUUUA
Arabidopsis lyrata subsp. lyrata is the source of this 624-nucleotide messenger RNA. Its product is annotated as 36.4 kDa proline-rich protein. The annotation marks the transcript as partial. The transcript has a single exon. The record is from RefSeq and is a predicted model, not a curated record. NCBI's taxonomy places the organism in Eukaryota, Viridiplantae, Streptophyta, Magnoliopsida, Brassicales, Brassicaceae.